This is a messenger RNA of Gadus chalcogrammus (walleye pollock), 620 nucleotides long. RefSeq names its product serglycin-like. The record is from RefSeq and is a predicted model, not a curated record. NCBI's taxonomy places the organism in Eukaryota, Metazoa, Chordata, Actinopteri, Gadiformes, Gadidae. The transcript is spliced from 4 exons. The coding region runs from base 160 to 603 and encodes 147 amino acids.
GAAGAUCAGAUGUGCAGAACCAUUUCACCACGCAUAACAGAAUAGAACGGGAGGCAACCUCAAUUAAGACACACUUUUAUUCGCAUUUCUCAGUUUGUUUUAUAGUUUUGUUUGAAGGACUUUUUAAGAAUAUAUAUAUAUAUAUUUGCCACGUUAAAGAUGAAGAUAUUUUUGUCACUGGCUGUCAUAUGUUUUGCCAUAAAUAGCGGAACGGGAGCCCCUUCCAAGGCUAGGUACAUGUUUGUGAAAUGUCACCCAUUGGGAAACGACUCCAACUGCGUGACCCACCAAGGCCCAGAGAUGAAUCUCACUACAGACCUACCUGACAAACUGCCAGCUUCCGCCGCACCGUACAUAGGGGCACAGCCAGUGGAGGAUGGGCCCGUGACAGAGAGGAAAGAGCCCAAGGUGGAGUCGGUUACAUCCUUGACAGAAGAUGGUUCCGGAGUUUUCGAGGGCUCCACAGGUUUUGAGGGAUCUGCAGUUGAAUCACCCGUGGCAGAUGGCUCUGGAGAUUUUUGGACCCAAUUAGCGGGGGAUGUUAUGGCUGAUUACCGACCAGCAGAAGAAGAGCUGAGAGAAGACCAUCUGCUGGAUCUGUAGACACACACACACACACA